GCCCGGGUUGGGGGCCAUAGAGGCCAAUGAUGGAGGGCGGGGGUACAAAUCCGGAAUGGACUAUUCCAGGGCUUCAUACAGCAGUCGCCUAAAGGCACACCGUUCCUGUUUGGGACCCCAGAGAUGUAGGACCCAGGACUGGAAGGGGGACACUAGGGGAGUUGGCAGGCCUGAAUUCCCAGGGACCUCACCCACAUUUUUUCAUAACCUUUUUUAUUUUUAAUUGCCCUGCUCCUGUACCCUCCCCCAUCCUAGGGGCUAAGCAGCGGCUGAUUCGUACGGGGAGGUGGGCACAUUCCUUUUCCACCUAACCGAUCUGAGCUUGAGAAACCCCUCCAACCAGGCCUCCUCUCCCUGGGGGAAGAGGAAAGUAGGAAAGAGUGGGGAGCGAGGCAGGGCCUCAUCAUUCCAUAGCUCUGGAGCCAUGGCCGAUUCCCUGGGCCUCCCAGAGGGCUCCCGCCCUCCUCCGGCUUUCAGUGUCAGGAGACUGAGGAUGAGGACACCUGCCCCAAAGGCCCCAAAAAGGAAGACUGGGCAAGGGGAAGCAGAGAUGCUGGGAGGACAAAGUGUAGGAGGUAACGGGGAAAGGAGGUGUGGGUUCAGCCUGGGGUUGUGAAAACCACUGCGGGGAGGGUGUUUGUUGGCCUUCAUUCACUCACCAGCCACACAGCCACAUUGUGGAGCCAUGUCCCUAGCACCUCCCCCAAACUCCAAAGGGAACCCACACACACAACCCUGAAUUUUGUACUUGAGGAUUCUGCCCCACAUCCCAUCUGCAAAGGCCGGUUUGGAAGUAACCUGCCUCCAUCAGGCAGCCCCACAAGUUGUCAGGGGGCACUCCUUGUGGGCCUCAGAGCUAACCACUGCCCUAGCUCAGGAGCCUGCCCCUCAGCCUCCACAAUGGGAACUGACAUCCCAGCAACCCCACCCUAUUGGCUUCUCAUUCAGUGCUGUCAUGUGCUCGUGUCCUGGUUUCCUCUAGACUCAUUCCUUUUCCCCAUCCCACCCCAAAGGGAAUCUACAGGCCUUAUUACCUCUAUGUGGCCUUCAGGGUGGCUGCUUUUCUGUGACCUGAGGAAGACUACUAAGAGGCAUUGCUCUUCUUCCUUCCCAACCUAUGUCCCGUCUGUGACCCGUAAUGGAAUCAUCAGCCAAGGCCUUGAGCCUAGGGCCCUUCCUAAAGCCUGAUUUUGGAGGAGUUGACAUGGAAGAAUAAAUAUUUUUGCUUCUUCCAGGGCCUCCUGCCCCUGUGCCUUCUGGUCCCCAGGGCCACAAUAGUGCCUCUAACUGCCAGGUUGAGUGUCAUGUUAGGUAGUGUCAGGUUCUUUUGCCAAGCUGACCCUACCCAACCUGGCUCUGAGACAAGAAGGUAAGGGCUUCUCUGAGGUAGAAGGUAAGGGCUGAUGGGUUGAAUAGCAUGAGGCCAAAAGGAAGAUGGCUCCCUGGCAGUGAUUGGACCCACACUCCGCAUGACAUGCUUGUCCAUAACCAAGGACCAUGACUGAAGGGACCACAUUGGACACUCUGGCCCCUGGGUCUUUCUGGGCCACCAGGGCUGAAGAGGAAAUGAACAGUGGAAGAAGAGGUGCAUCUCCCUUGCUGGCUGAGUCCCCCAUACUUACAAGUCUCCUGAGUCUUGACAGCUUUGACCUUAACCCCUAACAAGACUGCAUCAUUCCUGCUGAUGUGGCUCUCUGGAGUUCUGUCCCUUUUCCCCUUACCUACCCAGGGGCCGAUGCAGAGCUGGGAGGGAGAGGGGCCCAGUAACUAUGCCUGCCUCCCUAGGCUCAUCUUUGGCACCCUGUACCCAGCCUAUUCUUCCUACAAGGCCGUGAAGACCAAAAACGUGAAGGAAUACGUGAAAUGGAUGAUGUACUGGAUCGUCUUUGCCUUCUUCACCACAGCUGAGACGCUGACGGACAUUGUGCUCUCCUGGUUCCCCUUCUAUUUUGAGCUCAAGAUCGCCUUUGUGAUAUGGCUUCUGUCCCCUUACACCAAGGGCUCCAGCGUACUCUACCGCAAGUUUGUGCACCCAACAUUGUCCAACAAGGAGAAGGAGAUCGAUGAGUAUAUCACACAGGCCCGGGACAAGAGCUAUGAGACCAUGAUGAGGGUAGGCAAGAGAGGCCUGAACCUGGCUGCCAAUGCCGCAGUUACAGCUGCUGCCAAGGGCCAGGGGGUGCUGUCAGAGAAGCUCCGGAGCUUCAGCAUGCAGGACCUGACGCUGAUCCGAGAUGAGGAUGCACUGCCUCUGCAGGGACCCGAUGGCCGCCUCCGACCUGCUCCUGGUGGCCUCCUGGACACCAUUGAGGACUUAGCUGAUGACCCUUCCCUGAGUAUAAGGUCUAGCACAAACCAGACAGAUCCCCGGACAGAGACCUCAGAGGAUGACAUGGGAGACAAGGCCCCCAAGAGGGUCAAAUCCAUCAAAAAAGUGCCCAAAACUGAGCCACUGGCUUCCAAGACACUGAAGACCAGGCCCAAGAAGAAGAGCUCUGGUGGGGGCGACUCAGCUUGAGGGUCCCAUGUCCCCAGGCUGUGGAGCAAGGAGGGAGCCCAAGGAAGGGCCACAGCCCUAGCCCCUACGCUAUACUGUGCCACCAGCCUAAGUGUCUCAGGCUCUGGGACCCCCUCAGAUAGCCAUUCCUGAGGCCCACCCAGUGGCCACUCCUCUGGAGGGGGCUUGGAAAAGAGGAGAGAGGCCCAGCUGUGGGGGUUGCAGGUAGAGGCAGCCCCAGAACUGAGUACUGAGCUCCCAAGGAAGCAGGGGCUCCUCAGCUCACACUGCUCUUCUCCCCACUCUAGUCUUGCCCCACCCACCCAGUGCCUUGCUGAAGACCAUGGCCAUCCCCUUCUCUGAGGCCCUGACAUGCCACCAUGUUCUCCCUGGAAUGGGAAUUGGGGGCAUUCACAGCCAGAUGAACCAAGGAAGGGCCUGAAGGCACUGGGAGAAAGGGAGCAAAUAGGCCAGUCCUUGAGGGACCUGGAUGGGGCUUCUAGGCACAGCUUGAGUGAAGAAUAUGGGUUUUGUGUGGGUUUAAAUGACUGGGAUGCCCUGGCCAGAACUGCAUCUGGUAGGGCCGUGUGCUACGUGUCUCCACCAAAAAAAGAGGUGGGGUUUCAACGUGUGAGUGUGUGUGUUUAUUUUAUUGGGUUCAGGACUGGGGCCAGUUUGGUGAAGGACUCUCCCUCCAGUGGUCACCUCCUUCUGCUCUCAGCCAUGGCCUUUCCCCCUUUUGACUCUCCCUGCUAGUCUCUGAGCCUCAGAGGAUCCCAGCCCAUGACAGGAUGGGUCUCUAUGGGACCUCUCAACUCCCCUUCUGUCCUUGAUCCUUUUUGCCUCGCCAACUGCUGCCCUGACUCCUCCAGACCCCAGGUCACUGCAGAGCCCCUGCUGAACUGGCUCCUUCCUCUUCCCACUGGGUCCUUCCUUGCCCCAGGCCCCUUUCUUAUGCCAAGCAGACCCCUAUCAGAGCUCAGCCUCCAACCCCACCCCACCUCCCACUUCUGCUGUGGCUUCUGUCAGGGCCAGGAGGAACCUGUGACAAGAGAAAUACAGGAGCUGAGAGACUCUCAAUUCCUUGGAAAGAUGGUGCCCAUUGGACCAUCUUAUUUGGCACUGGAUGAAUCAAUAAACCAAAUUCUGGCACCUCAUUUAUUUUGGCCUCUGU
Messenger RNA from Sciurus carolinensis (gray squirrel), 3671 nucleotides. RefSeq names its product receptor accessory protein 2 (gene Reep2). The coding region runs from base 1685 to 2518 and encodes 277 amino acids. Gene Ontology annotation, biological process: endoplasmic reticulum tubular network organization. The record is from RefSeq and is a predicted model, not a curated record. The transcript has 7 exons. Gene Ontology annotation, cellular component: cytoplasmic microtubule; endoplasmic reticulum tubular network; endoplasmic reticulum membrane. Gene Ontology annotation, molecular function: microtubule binding; taste receptor binding. Lineage: Eukaryota; Metazoa; Chordata; Mammalia; Rodentia; Sciuridae.